Neltuma alba is the source of this 2046-nucleotide messenger RNA. RefSeq names its product disease resistance protein TAO1-like. The record is from RefSeq and is a predicted model, not a curated record. The coding region runs from base 1 to 2046 and encodes 681 amino acids. Lineage: Eukaryota; Viridiplantae; Streptophyta; Magnoliopsida; Fabales; Fabaceae. The transcript has 5 exons.
AUGUACGACUUGAUAGAAGAUACAGGGAAAGAGAUCGAUCGACAAGAAUCACCAUAUGAGCCUGGUGGACGUAGUAGACUAUGGUUCUACAAAGACAUUCUUCAUGUCUUGCAACAAGACUCGGGGACUCACCAAAUUGAAGCCAUAUUUCUGGACUUACCUGAAAGUAUAGAAGUACAAUGGAGUGGAGAGGCAUUCAUGAAAAUGAAAAAUCUAAAAAUGCUUGUGAUAAGAAAAACAUGCUUCUCUGAAUGUCCCAAAUAUCUGCCAAAAAGUUUGAGGUGGUUGGAAUGGAAAGGGUGUUCUUUCAAAUUUUUACCAUCUUUGUGGCCAACUGAACUUGUUUAUCUUGACUUGUCCUUUAGUUAUUGUGAAUUGCUCCAACCAUUUGACAAGGCGUUUCACAAUAUAAGUUGUAUGAAUUUAAGAAAUUGCAAAUUUCUGCAGCAAAUACCUGACUUUUCUGGAGCUUCUAAUUUAAGAGAAUUGUGGCUUGAUGGGUGCACAAAUUUAAUUAGAAUUCAUGAUUCAGUUGGAUGUUUAAAUGAAUUGACAGAAUUGAGUGCCAUGCGAUGCAAAAAUUUGAAGAUUUUGCCAUCUUGCCUUAAGUUGACCUCUCUUAAACAUCUCAACCUCUUUGGUUGUUCAAGUCUCCAGACAUUUCCAGAAGUAUUAGUCAUGAUGGAAAAAAUGCGAACACUUGACUUAGACAAGACAGCAAUCACGGAAUUGCCAUCUUCAAUUUGCAAUCUUAUUGGACUUGAAAUCUUACACAUGGAAGAAUGUCCUAAUCUUAUGCAACUACCAGCUAGCAUUUGUACAUUACCAAACCUUUGGAAACUGACAGCAAAUUCUUGUGAAGGAAUGAGUCAUUUUAAGAUGUGUGAAGCUGGAGGUGAAGCAAGUGUAGGUUGCUCAGCAAUGGCGUUGAAAAUGGAACAACUUUUUUUCUCACAUUGCAAUUUAUCUGAUGAUUCUCUUGCUUUCUGUCUUGCUAACUUCACUAACAUGAUACAUUUAGAUAUGAGUUUUAACAAUUUCACAAUUCUUCCAAGAUGCAUCAGAGAGUAUCACAAUUUGAAAUAUCUUUUGUUGGAUAAUUGCUACAAACUUAAGCAUAUUGGAGGGAUGCCACCAAACUUGGAAAAAUUUAGUGCCAUACGUUGCACAUCAUUGACUAAGUUAUCCAAAAACAAAGUAAUGGAGCAGGCAAUAAACUUUCAAUCUGGGAAAAGAAACUUUAUUUUACCUGGGGAAAAAUUUCCAGAAGGGCUCCAUAAUUAUAGUGGGGAAAAGUUUGUGUCAUUCUGGGUUCGUAAUAUGUUCCCCACGACUUUAAUCUGGAUUCUUGUUAAAGAUGACCGGGAUUAUGCCUACAGUUGUCAAUUCUCCGUGGACAUUGAUGAGUACACCAAGCUGGGUAUUUCUUCUAUGUGGAGUUCAUUGUCACCAAUAAAGACUAAUCAUAUUUAUAUAUGUGAUAUGCAAAGCAUGAUUCACAGCACUGAACUCCCCAUUACAAAUGAGUGGAGUCAAGUGAAGGUUUCUAUUCAGAGCACAACACAGGAAACAGAAGGUGAAAAAGAAAUUUACUUUGGAGUUCAUGUACACGAUCUACAAAGCAACUUGGAAAAUAUUCAAUUCCUGCAACCCGUGGAUAACUCAACAAAAGAGGGUCUGGAGAUUAUGUCAUGUCCACUGCUUGCUUCUUCUAUCCCAGAGUGUUCAAACAUUCACCAGUUCGCUAUAAUUAAAAGCCCAAAUGCAGUGUUGCAAGAGCAAGAAUUACCACCAUCCCUACGCCGCCUGGCAGUUUCAGGUGGGCACAUGUUGGAGCCUCUGUCUGAAAAGUUGCAUAUUGAAGAUUUAACAGUGGAUUGUUCUGAUGCUGUGCCACCUGCAGUGAUUCAUAUUCCCGCUUCAGUGAAACAGUUAGAGAUGAGAAACUGUGAAAAUCUCAAGGCUUUUUUUGGUUUCAAAGGCACGUCUUCUUCAUCUCCGAAAGAUUUCCAUUUACAAAUGCAAGUUUCUGCCGUCCUUGUUUGA